AUGAAUAAACCCGAGCGACCUGAGGACCAUCUCAGGCGGCUGCGGCCUGUUGUGCUGGUGAGACGCGCGGAUGCGGCUGGGUUCUUUGCGAAGCGCGGGAUGGAGGUUCUGGAUGUGGUUUGUACCGCGGAUUUGGGGGUUUUGAGGGCUAAGUUGAAAGAGGUGGGCGAGGAGUUGGUGCGCGCGCUUCAGCCUGGUGGCACGCCGGUGCACUAUGAUUUGCUCUCUGGGACGCCGCUUGCGCUGCCGCGGUUGCGGGACAAGUCUCCCCGUGUCACAGUGGUGCUGUUCCGGCUGUGCAAUUGGGUGCAUGCCGCUGAGCGGCGGGAGAUUGAGCGCGCGUUGGGGGAGGCGUUCCGAUUGGUGCGGGAGGGGUCGCGGCGUCGGCGGUCGCGGCUGUGUUUCCGCUGA
Molecule: messenger RNA, 411 nt
Organism: Aspergillus homomorphus CBS 101889
Lineage: Eukaryota; Fungi; Ascomycota; Eurotiomycetes; Eurotiales; Aspergillaceae
Exons: 1
Coding region: 1-411 (136 amino acids)
Source: RefSeq, a predicted model, not a curated record